CGGCUGGGCGCGCACUGCCGGGAUGGACGGCGAGCGCCUGGCAUCGGGCUCCUCGGAGCUGGCGGUCGGGGAGAGCCCGCGGGGCGGCGCCCCGAUUCCGAGUGGCAGCGGUUCCUGCAGCCUGCUGCAGGCCGAUGUGCUGGAUCUGGACGAGGACGAGGACGACCUGGAGGUGUUCAGUAAGGAUGCCUCACUGAUGGACAUGAACUCAUUUAGCCCUAUGAUGCCAAUAUCCCCUUUGUCGAUGAUAAACCAAAUCAAGUUUGAAGAUGGACCAGAUUUAAAGGAUCUCUUCAUUACAGUUGAUGCACCUGAGAGUCAUGUCACUACAAUUGAAACUUUCGUCACUUACAGGAUCAUAACCAAGACAUCUCGUGGGGAGUUUGAUUCCAGUGAAUUUGAAGUCAGGCGACGUUAUCAAGAUUUCCUUUGGUUGAAGGGUAAACUGGAAGAAGCACACCCCACACUCAUUAUUCCCCCAUUGCCAGAAAAGUUUAUCGUGAAAGGCAUGGUGGAACGCUUCAACGAUGACUUCAUUGAGACCCGCAGGAAGGCACUGCACAAGUUUUUGAACAGGAUCGCCGACCAUCCAACUUUAACAUUUAAUGAGGAUUUCAAGGUUUUCCUCACUGCACAAGCCUGGGAACUCUCUUCCUAUAAGAAGCAAGGGCCUGGCCUGCUGAGCAGGAUGGGGCAGACAGUCAGAGCCGUGGCAUCUUCCAUGCGAGGAGUGAAGAACCGGCCAGAUGAGUUCAUGGAGAUGAAUAACUUCAUUGAAACCUUCAGCCAGAAAAUAAACUUAAUAGAUAAAAUAUCUCAGAGGAUUUACAAGGAAGAAAGGGACUAUUUUGAUGAAAUGAAAGAAUACGGCCCUAUUCAUAUUCUCUGGUCAGCCUCAGAAGAAGACCUGGUUGAUACGCUGAAAGGCAUUGCCAGCUGCAUUGAGCAGUGCUGUAAGGCCACGGAGAAGCGGAUGUCUGGCCUGUCAGAGGCCUUGCUCCCUGUCGUCCAUGAGUAUGUGCUUUACAGUGAGAUGUUAGUGGGUGUCAUGAAAAGAAGAGAUCAAAUACAAACAGAACUGGAUUCCAAAGUUGAAGCUUUGACCUACAAAAAAGCAGAUGCUGACCUGUGCCUUGCUACAUGGGAAUCAUUCCUCACAUCACAGACUGAUCUCCCCUUGGAAGAAGACUCUGAAGAUAAACUUUAAUCCUAUGGAAGGCUCCUGUUUGAUCUUUGAGAGACAGCAUCUAUCAACCAAAGUUAUUUUUUCUGGAUUGGCUUUGCCCUUUAUAAAGAAGAUGACAAAUGAUUUUGCACUGUCUGGAAAACCAACAACUUAAAAACUCAGGUAUUCCAGGUCAUCAAGGUGAAUUUGUGGUAUAAAUAUAUCUAUCUAGAUAUAUAGGUCUAUUAUGUGAUAUAUAUUCUAUAGAUCUAUAAAUCUGUUAUAUGGAUAGAUAUUUAUCUAUUGUCUAUGUGGAUAGGAAGAUAUUUGGUGUAAUUUUAAUUAUGUUCUUAAAUUUAUGUGCCAUUAAUUACAUAUAGAGGUUUUUUUUCUUACGUAUUUUACUGUGGAAUAUUAAAUUUUUCAGUAUGUUGCAAAGACUUGGUUUUAAUAAAAUCUUUAAUAAGAAAUGGGUGUCUAUGAUGUGUUCAUUUUCUCUCAGAGGUAAAUCUUCUGAAACAGUUUUAACAUUAAUUCAUUAUGUAUUAUUAAGCAUAUUAUGCAUGUACUUUAAUGUCAUCAUAAUUUACUUUGAUAUUAAGAGUUUGAAGUAAAUGUACAAAAUUAUUAAACAUGAAUAACAGAUGUUUAAAAUUUUAUUAAAUAAAGUGAUUGUUUUCAACAAUGUAAAAAUUUUCCAAAGUAGGUUUAAGUUAUUAUUUGUCUUAUUAUUUAGACAUUGCCAUACAACCUAUUCACAGUAAUAGAGUCUCUUUUUUUGUAAAUUUUUGCAUAUCUUUACAACUUACAUCCAGCUUUUAUUUUUAAUGCAUGCAGCAUCUUGAGU
This is a messenger RNA of Grammomys surdaster, 2012 nucleotides long. It is a transcript of the gene Snx7, whose product is annotated as sorting nexin 7. The coding region runs from base 23 to 1207 and encodes 394 amino acids. NCBI's taxonomy places the organism in Eukaryota, Metazoa, Chordata, Mammalia, Rodentia, Muridae. Gene Ontology annotation, molecular function: phosphatidylinositol binding. The transcript is spliced from 8 exons. The record is from RefSeq and is a predicted model, not a curated record.